GAGACGGCGAGAGCGGCAUCAGCACAAACCUCCGUCCUUGCCGAAAAAGACGACUUUUUUCCCCCCUCUCCUCUUUACUCAACUUUUUCUUCCCCGUGCCAAAGUCAGCGCAGAAGCCAUGGAGCACCAGCUGUUCUGCUGCGAGGUGGAUACCAUAAGAAGAGCUUACCACGACGCCAACUUGUUGAAUGAUCGAGUUUUACAGACAAUGCUCAAAGCGGAGGAAAACUAUCUCCCCUCGCCCAAUUAUUUCAAAUGCGUGCAGAAAGAAAUUGUACCCAAAAUGAGGAAAAUCGUCGCCACAUGGAUGCUAGAGGUGUGCGAAGAACAGAAAUGUGAAGAGGAGGUUUUCCCUUUGGCCAUGAACUACUUGGACAGGUUUCUGUCUGUCGAAUACACUAAAAAGACGCGACUGCAGCUGCUGGGAGCCGCCUGCAUGUUCUUGGCCUCCAAAAUGAAGGAAACCGUGCCAUUAACAGCAGAGAAGCUUUGUAUAUACACGGACAACUCCAUCCGCCCCUGCGAACUAUUGCAAAUGGAGCUACUUGUUCUGAAUAAGCUGAAGUGGGAUCUAGCCUCUGUGACACCCCACGACUUCAUUGAACAUUUUCUCACCAAACUGCCUAUUCAUCAGAGCGCCAAGCAGAUUCUGCGCAAACACGCACAGACGUUUGUGGCUCUCUGCGCAACAGAUGUCAACUUUAUCGCAAGCCCUCCCUCGAUGAUCGCUGCAGGAAGCGUUGCCGCAGCAGUGCAGGGACUCUACUUGAAGGGUGCCGACAGUUCUUUAUCCUCCCAGAACCUCACCAACUACCUGUCCCAAGUUAUCAGGAGUGACCCAGACUGUCUUCGAUCGUGCCAGGAGCAGAUCGAAUCUCUGCUGGAGUCCAGUCUGAGGCAGGCGCAACAGCAAAGCAUCUCCACAGAAAGCAAACGCGUGGAGGAGGACGUUGAUCUCUCAUGCACUCCUACAGAUGUCAGGGACAUUAACAUCUGAGGGUGCCGGCCUUCGACUAGAGUCUUGCUUUUUCAUUGGGGUAAUGGGACCCCAUGCUUCAUGGGACUAGAGGGCACACAGCUCCCGCACCACCGGAGCCCACACAGACACCUCAACCAAUCCUAAUCAGCCCCUCAGAGUGCCCUCGCUGUUGACCCCUCAGUGGCCUUAACGAUUGGGCUGUUGCUGGCCAGGACCACCAGAAGAGGACAUGGGAAGGAUAAAAACCCUGAUCGUCCCUUCUACAUUGCUUAUGUCUCUCUUUUUCAGACCCUCUUCACACAACUUGAGUCAAAAAAAGACAAAAAAUGUAUAGUUAAUAUAGGAUUUUUAAAAUUGCAACAGCUGCAUAUAUUAUUUAUGUAGUUGAUACUUGUCUAAUGUACAGACAAGGAAAUAGGUUGGUAAUUUUAUUUCAAGUGUAUCUAUAACCAUUAUUUGAAAGAGAAGAGGCAUUAAUUUUGUUUCUUUUUAUCUCUUUCUUUUAGCUAGUAUAAUGUCACACAUGCUAACAGUCACCCCAGCCAUUUUUUUGCAGUCUAGGCAUGUGUAUGUAUCCCCGCUUGCUUAUGCGUUUAGUCACUUUAUUCUAUUGUCUAGACUUUUAAAAUCCCUAACAUGUUUCUUUUUCUUUCAAAAUGGCUUGUGUAACCCUAGUAUAUUUUGUUAAGCAUGUGUUAUUCUAUGUUAUGAUUUAGAGGCCUGUGGAUUGCCAAAGCUAAGGCUUUAACUUAACACCAGACAGAACCAUUUCCAUUUUCCCCCCAUUUAUUUUGUUUGUUUGAUUGUCCUCACUGCCAAUGCCAUCACUGGUUGUGACACAAUAAGCUUCUCUCCUACCCGCCUCCUAUGUUACAUUCGCAGUGCAAUUCACAGUCUACUUUCUUUUUAGAUUUAUGUAUUAUAAUCUAAAACCAUUCCAUUUAAAAAAAAAAAAAAAAAGCACUUUCAGUCCGUCUUGUAAGGCUGACUUAUGGAAAAAAAAAUUCCAGAUUUGUAAAACAAAACCGAAAAAAAUAUGGAAUGGAAUAGGAAUUGACGACAGGUUUAUUUACUGUCCGCAGCAUGGAGCAGGUCUCUUUAUGGUGUUAUAGGUUAUAGAGAGAGAAACGGAGAGUUGGAAAAGAAAUGGAUUCUCAGAAAAGCAUUACAGCAACCGUCAACAUCCUACUGGCUGAGAUGGAUGCUGGAGAACACUGAGGUGCAAUCUCGAUGAGAGCGACCCACGCAAGCCUGCCACCGUUCAGCUCCAGGCGCAUUAAUGCGUUUAAAACACUAAAGUAAAACAAAUAGCUAUAACAAAGGUUGAGAACUAUUUAUUUUGUUCUACCCCCCCUCUUACAAGGCCAGUAUGGAAUGCAACAACGAGAUGCCUGAGUUUUGAAGUGUGCUCAAUGCACGACUGUUUGCUACCUUGUGUGAAAUUAUGUUUUUUUGGAUCAGCCAUAGUUAUUGUUGGAGCUGACAAACUCUGAAUGAGGAAAAAAACAAAAUUACAAGAGAUAACAAAGUGCUGUGGCCUCUAGAAGAUUUUGCACAAACCCCAAGAUGUAAUGUCCUCUCUCAACUCUCGGUGGAGGAGAAAACAGGGACAAAGACGGACGUUAGAGGUGGCAGAGUGAGACGUUAAAAGGGGUGACGACUGGACAUCAGAAAGUAACUGCAGAACUAAACUAAGGUGUUUGUAUACAGAGAAAAGAAGAGAACACGGGAGCACACACUCCUCAUAUGUAGCUGCUAUGGUGGGAUUUCCGGCAAGUAUGAAACUUUGAACGAAAAAAAAAAGGAAAAAAAAAAAAAAGGAAAAGACAUGCUUUGUUCUCUUGUCUUGUUUUGCUGCUAUUUUUUGGUUUUGUCUAUGUAUAAUGUCAAUACUGCCAUAGGUUUUUAAUUUUCUCAUAGAAAAUUAUGAUAUUGACAUCUGUUUCUUUUGGUAGUUUUUUUUAUGUGAUCAGUUUUUAUUAAUGUGAUUUCUGCGCUAUUCCAAAAAAAAAAAGAAACAAAUAGACAAAUGUUCCUGUUUUACCCAUAAUACCUCAACCAGUCAUGAUUUAGUAAUGAUUUUUUCCCUCAGUUCUGUCUUUUGUUUUACUUUGUUAUUCAGUGUCUGCUAGUCCAGUAAUUGGACAACCAUUAUACAUUACAUUCUCCUUCUGGGUCCUGAUUUGAGCAACAAAAAAAAAACAAAAAACACACACACACAGAGAGAGAGAAAGAAAAAGAGAGCGCAUUAAAUGAAAUUGGUGCCAUAAACAGCUUGAUUAUAACUCAUUUGAGUUUUUAACUGUUUCAUUAAAAGAGACUUUUAUGCCCCACCUUUAGGCCCCUUGUGGCCUAAUCUAAAUGUAUUUAUGAAGCUUUUGUUCAAAUUCAAAGCAGAUAUGAACUUGUGAAUUUUACAACGCCAUAGUAUUGUAGUAAUUUAACAUGGCUCCCAUGUCAGAAGCUGGAUAUGUUGCUUUGAACACAGGAAGCUUGGCAUGUUAACAUCACAUGUGUCAAUAUCACAAUAAAUGGCAUGUAGAUGCAACCAGCAGUAGUUCUUUCCUUUUUCAUAUUGCAUUCAUGUGAUUUUUUUUUAAAAACAAAAUUGUAAAAUUCUUUUAUUUUUAACACCAAGAGUUGAUCCUUGAUCUCCCUUUCUCAAUCCCUUUCCCUUUUAGCCAUAGACAUGGUGCUGCUAUGUGUUCUGCAUUGUGACUGGAGAUAGUACUUUUAUAUAAAAAGAUGCAGCUUGGAGUUUUAGGGUGAGCUACUGGCUAACCCAGGACCCAGGGGGACAAAACCACACAUUAUCCUCUGUAUAGUAUCAGGAAUGUUUGUUACCUCAAGACAAAAAAAAAAAAGUCUAAUGAGCUGCGUGUUUUGCAAGCCAAGACAUAUAGGUUUUUAAAUGAAUAAAUAAAUAAGUGUAAAAGAAAAGACAAGCUGGUGAGGGGUUCACCCAAUUUUUUCUUUUGAAUGUGCAAGGAAAGAUAUUGACUCAGACAACAUCAGAAAUGUCAUUGCAUCUACCUUUCCCCAAACCAUAAAAAGCUUGGCUUUGUGUCUUGUAAAUGAGAGCAGUUGCUCUUUUUAGUCUUGAAUGGUGUUACUCAAGGAACACUUUAGUAGAUGUGGUGAUGACCCAGAAAUAAAAUGUCACUUCAUGUGUUUUUUUUUUUCCUUUGCUGGUCCGAAAUGCACAAACUUUACUUGCAGACCCGUUCUAGACAUUAUGUUAGCUAGAAUUAAAGUUGAGCUU
Molecule: messenger RNA, 4241 nt
Organism: Ictalurus furcatus (blue catfish)
Lineage: Eukaryota; Metazoa; Chordata; Actinopteri; Siluriformes; Ictaluridae
Gene: ccnd1
Product: cyclin D1
Exons: 5
Coding region: 119-997 (292 amino acids)
Biological process (GO): regulation of cyclin-dependent protein serine/threonine kinase activity; positive regulation of G1/S transition of mitotic cell cycle; mitotic cell cycle phase transition
Cellular component (GO): cytoplasm; nucleus; cyclin-dependent protein kinase holoenzyme complex
Molecular function (GO): cyclin-dependent protein serine/threonine kinase regulator activity
Source: RefSeq, a predicted model, not a curated record